Penaeus monodon (black tiger shrimp) is the source of this 1117-nucleotide messenger RNA. Its product is annotated as mucin-5AC-like. NCBI's taxonomy places the organism in Eukaryota, Metazoa, Arthropoda, Malacostraca, Decapoda, Penaeidae. The record is from RefSeq and is a predicted model, not a curated record. Gene Ontology annotation, molecular function: protein serine/threonine phosphatase inhibitor activity.
ACUGAAGAUGUUGCCCGGCCUAAGUCUCAUAGUGUGAGUGGUGGAAGUAUACCCGGCACUAUGGCCAGCUCUAUUAAUGUACCCAGCAGUAGUGUGGCUUCAAGUAUAUCAAGUUCUAUUACUGGAACUACAGGCAUGCCCAUCGUGCGUAGAGAUUAUACAGACCCUCUCCACCUAACCAUAGUCCCAACAGUGACUCCCCUUACUGGAUGUGGUGCCUCCCCCACGAGGGGUGUUGGACGUCAGUGCUUCUCCCCUUCCCUUCAGCAACAUGUCCGCAACACCUCCUUUUGCCCCUCUCCAUCUCCUACUAAAAAGACUUUUGCUACAAGACGUAGCCUAAGUCCCAUUGCAUUACGGCCAUCACCACUUGGAGCAGGUCUCAAGCGCAAGUGGGAAAUGGAUGAACGUUGCGAACCCUUCCUAACGCCUAGCAAGCGUGCCUCCACAUGCACCCCUGAUCGUUGCAUAGGGGGAUUACUUAUUACUCAGCCUCACAGUGUUGGCAGUCUAGAGAGUACACCAAGCCCUGCAGGUCCAGGGUCACUUGGGAGUGUUGGUACUCCAGAAUCUGUAUGUUCCUCUGGAUCUCCUGGUCUCUCCACAGCACCAUAUUCACCAGCAUCUUUGGCUGAAACUCCUGCCCCAACGCCUGAUCCUCCCCCUCACUUAUUCAAGCCAGUUUCUCCAGCAUUAACAACAGAUCAAACAGCCUCAUUUUCCAACCAGGAUCAUUCUGAUCGCUUUGGAGCACAGGAUCAUGGGAAUCGCUUUGGAAGUCGAGAUCAUAGACGAUUUGGUAGUCAAGAACAUAGUGAUCGCUUUGGAGGAAGAGAGGCGGAUCGUUUCAGCAGCCAAGAGCAUAGACACUUUGGUGGCCAAGAACAUACGAGUCGUAUUGGUAGUCGAGAGCAGGACCAGUUUGGCAAUCAGGAGCAUGGAGACCAGUUUGAUGGACAAGUAAAGGGAGCUGACACUAGUGAUGGAAGUAGCAGUGAUGCUAUGAUUACUGAGGAUGUACCUACUACUGACCUCAAAAGUUACCAGGAUAUGGACCUGAGUGAAUCAUUAACACAACCUCCUCUCAACAUCUGACAUCACCUUUGACUGUCACUCG